UUCAGUGAAGGGGUUAUCUAAUUUCUAAGAUUUUGUGGUUUAUUACAAAAAUCAGCAUCAGUAUCUAAAAUAAGUUAAAAUGCAAUAACACAUAUCAAAAAUAGAAUGAUCGAAUACUCAGUACCGGUAUGUUGUUAUAUAUCGUUGGAAUGUUAUAAUGAUUAAAAUAGUUAACACAAAAGGAUCUGUAUUGUUUAGUUUCUGUUUCCAGUCUCCUUCACAAGGAAGAAAUGUCAUGGAUAUCUGGGUUUGCUGACAAGGCUGAGCAGUUAUUGAUAAAAAUAGACCAAAAUGCAGCAGACAAACUGCAGAAAAAGAAAACUGUAAAACCUUUGGAGGAAACAAGGUUAACUGAAGUUACUACUGAUCCCAGCCCAGUCCUGAGAAGGCACAAGUUAACACCGCCACCUACACCGGUGAAGAAGUCUCUGCCACUAGUCAAGUCAGCUCCUGUCAUGGUCAAUCAGUCUCAAGAGGAAGAUAAACUUAUUGAGUUCCUCAAUGACAACUCCAAACCUGCCACUCAGACGGAUGGAAACAAAACUGACAAUGCAGUUGAAGACAACAGCCAAGGUCAACUGGAGGCGGAGAAGCAGAUGUUGAAGAACGAAGUGAGAGUGCUGAACAAUGAGUUGUCUUUGCUGCUGCAUCGAACACGAGCUGCUGAGAAAGAAGCAGAGACUCUGAAAGCAGAACUCAGCAAUGCAGAGACAGUUCGACUCAACCUGCAAGAUGAGAUGAAGGCUGUCAUGUCCCAGCUGAGUUCUCUCCAACAUCAACAUCACACUCUGGUUGCGGACAAGAGACAGCUAGAGGAGCAAAGAGAGACUGUGACGGGAGAACAGGUGCAAGUGCUGCAGGAACAGAUCCGACAACUGCAAGACCAGAACAACUCUCUUACUGAGAGCCUGCAGGCUCAGGAGCGACAGUGUGGAAGAGUGGAGUCAGCGAGGCAGCAGCAACAGCUGGAGUGUGACUCGUUGACUCAGCAGCUGACGCAGUUGCGUGCAGAGUUGGACCAAUACCGAGCGAGAGCUCAGCGCACUCUCAACGACAAGGAGGCUCUCAUCAGCCAACUCCGGGCCAGCAACUCAGAUGCUUCUGUUGAGAGCAGCUUUCAGACAGAACUUGCCCAGCUAAGGGAGGAGAGGCAGGUGUUGCUGGCCGAGCAUCAGGAGACGUGUGUCCAGCUACAGGCCACACGCAGUCGACUGGUGGAGGUAGAACACACCUUGGAGCAGGUGAGGGAAGCUGCGGCGCACACACAGCAGGAGCUGCAGGACCGCGUGGCGCACGAGACUCACCGACGGCGCAUCAUAGAGGAUGACUACCGUACACAAUCCCAGGAGUUGAGGCAGGUGCAGGAAGAGUGGAAUGUGGUGCGAGGGCAGCUUACUGCCAAGUUGCGGGAACGGGAGACAGAGCUGAACCAGCUCAGGGGACAACUGAGUGCGCGGCCCGCGUCUCCCCCCUCUCUCCUGCCGGCCGGAGAGCUGGAGGGCCGUCUGUCCAGCCUCACACGCACGCUCAUCCAGAAACAGACAGCACUGGAGUCGGCCACCACGGAGCGAAACCAGCUCCGUAUGCAACUGGAGGAGCUGGAGCACAAACACAGAGAACACCUGUUGCUCCUACACCAGGCCAGGGUGAUCAGUGCUAACGACACAGAUGAUGCCAAAGCGCAGGUACCCAGCUUUAUGGUGGAGAGUCCGUUCGAUACCGGUGUGGCACGGCGAGUGAAGCGAGCUUACUCAUCGCUAGACGCCGUGAGCAUUCGCACUGGCGUCUUCCUCCGACGUUACCCUCUCGCCCGGAUAUUGGUCAUCUUUUAUGUGAUUCUUCUUCAUUUACUGGUGUUGUUGGUGCUGUGUUCUCGUACUCCGGACAACGCACAAAAGUGAUCAAAGCUGUUAUCAAAUUGGUUUUGUUUGUCUAUAUGUUAUAAUUAUAUAAAUAUCAAUAAAUAAAAUAUUAUUUUUA
Molecule: messenger RNA, 1980 nt
Organism: Homalodisca vitripennis (glassy-winged sharpshooter)
Lineage: Eukaryota; Metazoa; Arthropoda; Insecta; Hemiptera; Cicadellidae
Product: golgin-84-like
Exons: 12
Coding region: 231-1901 (556 amino acids)
Biological process (GO): retrograde transport, vesicle recycling within Golgi; Golgi organization
Cellular component (GO): Golgi membrane; Golgi cisterna
Source: RefSeq, a predicted model, not a curated record